Molecule: messenger RNA, 1862 nt
Organism: Oncorhynchus keta (chum salmon)
Lineage: Eukaryota; Metazoa; Chordata; Actinopteri; Salmoniformes; Salmonidae
Product: trafficking protein particle complex subunit 5-like
Exons: 1
Coding region: 687-1169 (160 amino acids)
Biological process (GO): endoplasmic reticulum to Golgi vesicle-mediated transport
Cellular component (GO): TRAPPIII protein complex; TRAPPII protein complex; TRAPPI protein complex
Source: RefSeq, a predicted model, not a curated record
UAUUUUUUUUCCAGAGUUCCCAGUUGUCUUGGAAGCACCAACAGUCAUGUGCUGAUAUUUUAUUAUACACCAACAUUCUGCUGUUGUUGACAGUCACUCACUCUCCUCACCUUCCUCUCCCCCUGUAGAAAAUGGAGACUCGCUUCACCAGGGGCAAGUCUGCGAUUCUAGAGCAUUCGCUCGCCAGACUCUUCUCUGAAAUGGUGCAGUACUGCCAGAGUCAGGUGUACUCUGCGUCGGGUGUACUCUGCGUCGGGUGUACUCUGCGUCGGGUGUACUCUGCGUCGGGUGUACUCUGCGUCAGGUGUACUCAUCGUCAGGUGUACUCUGCGUCAGGUGUACUCAUCGUCAGGUGUACUCUGCGUCGGGUGUACUCUGCGUCGGCUGUGUACUCUGAGUCGGGUGUACUCUGAGCUGCAGGCACGCUUGGCAGACUUCGGUCAAGGCGUGGGGGCCAGCCUGCUGGAUGUGCUGGAUGUGCUGGUUUUGAGAGAAGAAUGGCAAAGGGAAACCAAAGUGUUGAACAUACUGCUCUUCAUCAAGGCAUGACCAAGAGAACUUUGCACAUUGUGUGUGAUUCACAUACUAGACUUUUUCAUUAGUGUAAUAACAACCAAUGUAUGACAUUAUACUGACAUUCACAUAACAUUAGGCUAUAACGUAAUACAAAUAUAGCCUAGGUAUGAAUGGCUCUUGGCUGUAGCAGCGACUUGACCUCCACUUCAACAGACCUGACCUCAGACAUAAGCAUAAACACAAACAAACCUUCACCUUUCUCUGCCUUCCGUUACCCCUCGGUUCCCCAGGUGUCGGUGUGGAGGGCCCUGUUCGGCAAGGACAAGCUGGAGCAGGCCAACGACUACGACAAGAUUUACUAUAUCAUUGAGAAAGAGCCCCUGAUCAACGCCUUCACCUCGGUGCCCAAAGAAAACAGCACGCUCAACUGUGCCGCUUUCACCGGGGGCGCGGUGGAGGCCAUUCUCACACACAGCGGCUUCUCCGCCAAGGUCACGGUGCACCGGCACAAGUGCACCACUCUCAUGAUCAAGUUUGAUGAGGCCGUCAUCGCCCGAGGCAAGGCACUGGAGGGAAGGAAGCUAGUUGAAAGUACAGUAUUCAUUCAUUCAUUCAAAGGACCUACUCUAGAGGCAGAUGAAAGGGAGGAGUAACAGUAUGGACAGAGAGGAGUGUGGAUUGAGCAGCUCAGUGAUGUGCUAGUAGUUCACUGGUGAAAAAACAGAAAUGGUCACAAAUGAAUGCACUUCAUCCUGGACUGGUUGUUCAGCAAGAUGUCAAAUGGAAUCCCCUGAUUGAACAGAAUAAUAUAGCACUGUACAAUGAUAUGCACUUCAGUCUUUAUUGUAAUAUCUAAUGGGUGGGAUAUUUUACAAUGCUCCCCAUUUAGACAUGACACAUCAUAGUGUCAUUGUAAGUAUACAUGUGGCUGCUUUAAUGUCCACAACUUAUUUGGUGCUUGUAUAUUGCUUUGUCAAAAUUGAAAUAAAUACUUUAAUACCUGAAAUAACACCUUUGUAUUUCAUUGAAAUGGCCAAGAAGUGUAAUGUUUAAAUGUGCCAUAUGGACCAGAAAUUCCAUGAGAAUAAAUAACCGUGUCAAUAACAUAGGUCUCAGGUUAUACACAAUUAGAUGUUGUGCUUGGUACGUGUUUUACUAUCGUCUGAAAUGAAAUGUUGGCCAGAGGCUGCAAAGAGACGGUGAAGUUGAAGAGGGAGAAAGACGAGUCAGAGAGAUCGACCUGGAGAAGAGUCCCCCCUAAGCAAGCUGGUCCUGGGGCUCUCUUCACAAACACAAACAGAGCCACAGGGCAGCAACACAAUUAGACCCAAACAAAUCAUGAGAAA